AUGACAACUCCCCCGGCGACACACUACAAGGACUUGACUCGAUUACUUCACCUUUCGAUUCACCAUUCGAGUCUCUUCCUUGUCCUUAGAGCCUUCCUCCUUCCGGAUGAAGAAGUCCUUAGCAUUCUCCUUACUCCGCAGUAUUUACAUUUUGCAUGCGCUUCAGGGCCACCUGUGCAGUUGGAACCUGUGGAUUUGAGCAUGAAGAGCUGCCUGCAGAAUUCCCGCCUCUCUUUGUCUCCUCCAGGUAAUUGA
Molecule: messenger RNA, 255 nt
Organism: Nezara viridula (southern green stink bug)
Lineage: Eukaryota; Metazoa; Arthropoda; Insecta; Hemiptera; Pentatomidae
Source: the annotation of a GenBank genome assembly